AGUCGUAAGAAGAAAACAACCAAAGCAGCAGAUUUUCAUUACCAACUCAAACAAACUCUCCCAAAUUCCCCGCCACACAUUCCCACUCGCCUUAUCUUCCUAGCUCUUCCCUCUUCCCACUAAUUUCCCACAUCUUUCAAAUGCACCCAUUUCCCAAAACCCGCCUCCCAUUCUCCUCCUUCCGCCGCCGCCGAUGGCGUCAAGACUUGGCUUCAACCUAGCAAAACCCAGGCUUUUCACUGCCCAAAUCAGAAAACCAUUCUUCUUCGCGUCUUCUUUGCCGUCUCCUGCUCCCGGAGUUCAUUCGGUUCAGUUUGGUGCCAAGAAAUUAACUUUCCCGCGCAGACUGGUCUUUCUUUCUCCUCAGGCCACCAGUGAGCAGCCAGGUCAGGUCCAAGGAGAUGAGGUUGUUGACAGCAAUGUCUUGCCUUAUUGCAGCUUAGAGAAACAGAAAAAGUCUAUUGGUGAGAUGGAGCAGGAGUUUCUGCAAGCACUCCAAGCAUUCUACUAUGAAGGAAAAUCUAUCAUGUCCAACGAGGAAUUUGAUAACCUCAAGGAAGAACUUAUGUGGGAGGGAAGCAGUGUUGUAAUGCUAAGUGGUGAUGAACAGAGGUUUUUGGAAGCUUCAAUGGCUUAUGUAUCUGGGAACCCAAUUAUGUCAGACGAGGAAUAUGAUAAACUGAAACGACAACUUAAGAUUGAUGGGAGUGAAAUCGUGGUCGAGGGGCCUCGAUGCAGUCUACGUAGUAAAAAGGUAUAUAGUGACCUUUCUGUCGACUACCUCAAGAUGUUUCUUCUGAAUGUACCAGCUGCAGUUGUUGCACUAGGAUUGUUUUUCUUCCUCGAUGAUUUGACUGGAUUUGAGAUCACUUAUCUCUUGGAGCUUCCAGAGCCAUUCAGCUUCAUUUUCACGUGGUUUGCUGCUUUGCCACUCAUACUAUACUUGUCUUUCACCUUUACAAACAUCAUUAUAAAAGACUUUCUGAUCUUAGUGGGACCAUGUCCAAACUGUGGCACAGAGAACACUUCAUUCUUUGGCACCAUAUUGUCCAUAUCUAGUGGAGGAGCCAUUAACAAAGUGAAAUGUUCAAAUUGUGGUACGGACAUGGUGUACGAUUCUAAGACACGCUUGAUUACGUUGCCCGAAGGAAGUGAGGCUUGAACUGAGGAAAUAUUUUUUGGGUAAUCUUCAAGAGCUGGUGAUUCGAGGGGAAAAGAAUGCAUAAGCGAUGUAAAUGUGAGGAUGUAGAAAGUAGUUUGUUAUGUGAUGGCUGUAUAAAUUAAAGCUGUAUUGUGUGUAUAUUAUUAUUCUAUACAGAAUAUAUCAGACAGGUUGAGGGUCUCAAGAAAUGAGAUGGUUUGAUAGAUUGGAUGACUACACAUAUUUGAUGUCGCUUAAUCUCAUAUGUUGUGUUGAUACAUUUUUAAAAAAAUAAAAAAUCUAGUGUGCCCUCUAUUUA
Molecule: messenger RNA, 1460 nt
Organism: Salvia miltiorrhiza (redroot sage)
Lineage: Eukaryota; Viridiplantae; Streptophyta; Magnoliopsida; Lamiales; Lamiaceae
Product: PGR5-like protein 1A, chloroplastic
Exons: 11
Coding region: 194-1162 (322 amino acids)
Biological process (GO): photosynthetic electron transport in photosystem I
Cellular component (GO): chloroplast thylakoid membrane
Molecular function (GO): oxidoreductase activity, acting on iron-sulfur proteins as donors
Source: RefSeq, a predicted model, not a curated record